AAUAGUGAGCUCCACUCAUCGUACAGUCCGUUUUCCACAUCGGUCUCCGUUUUAUUUCUUUAGGUGAAUCAAUCUGAUAGUUUGAUUUUUAUGUUAUCAAUAUUUUGUGUUCACCUGGAAAAAUCUGGCAUACAGAAAUGACGAGCCAGCACUAUUGCCUGAGAUGGAAUAAUUACCAGAGUAAUAUGACCUCAGUCUUUCACCAGCUGUUACGGAACGAAGACUUCGUCGAUGUAACUUUGGCAUGCGAUGAUCUUUCGCUCAAAGCGCACAAAGUGGUCUUGUCUGCUUGCUCCUCCUACUUUCAAAAGUUGCUGUUGGAGAAUCCCUGCAAGCACCCUACUAUCAUAAUGCCUCAUGACGUCAGUUUUUCCGAUCUGAAAUUCAUCAUAGACUUCGUUUACAAAGGAGAGAUAGACGUGUCUCAGACUGAGUUACAGUCUCUCCUCAAGACAGCCGACCAGCUACGCAUCAAGGGUCUCUGCGAGUCCAGCAACAAAGAGGACAACCCCGAGUUCGAGCAUUUUCAUUCGUCCAACGUGACAAGGAUCAGGAAGUCCACGCAUCUGAGACACCAAGACAGCGUUCCGGAUGACGGCAGACCGGAGAAAGUGAGAAAGUUGGCCACGCCCAAAUUGGAAGAGUUUGAGGUCGGGGAACGAGCUACCGACGAGGCAGGAAACGAUGAGAUGCCGGUGAACUCAGAUGCUGCGACACACUAUAGGGUCGAUCCUGAGAGAAGAACGCCGUUGAACAUGAGUAGCCAGGGGCUGCUCGCUGGCCAAACGCUAUUCUCCCACUUCGGGGUGGACACAGAUGACUUCCCUCCGGAACCGCCAGCGCCUUCGGCGAUACCGGUUGGUCACGUGGACAUGGACCACUCCCCCACCAGGACCUUGCUCAACAGCGGUUCCAUCCACAGAACGGAUAUCUCCGACUCGAAGUACGAGAUCAAGAAGGAGGCCAUAGACAUAAAGUUCGAGACGUUGCGAUCGUACGAUCAGGACUCCCUGCUCGAGAUGGACUCCCACAAUUCCAGGAUGUCGGGCGCCGACCUCUCCAGGGACAGUCACGAUGACCAGGACCAGUCUAUGCACUCGAUGCUGGUGACGCCGGAGCUUAUGGGGAUGGUGCCUGGGGUGUCCAGUCGAUCUGAAGACACAAUGAACGGUAGCGGGGACAUGCUGAUGGGAAAAACUUCAUCAGACACGUCGAGAAACCACACAGGGGGGCCUAAAACUUGGACACAAGAAGACAUGGACAUGGCUUUAGACGCUCUAAGAAACCAUAAUAUGAGUCUGACAAAGGCCUCUGCAACCUACGGCAUUCCCUCCACUACGUUAUGGCAGAGAGCGCAUAGAUUAGGAAUAGAUACACCGAAGAAAGAAGGUCCAACGAAAUCGUGGACUGAGGAGAAUUUGAAUAACGCCUUAGACGCCCUGAGAACAGGAACAAUAUCGGCCAACAAAGCUAGCAAAGCGUUUGGCAUACCGAGCAGCACGUUGUACAAAAUAGCCAGGAGGGAGGGGAUAAGAUUGGCGGCGCCUUUCAAUGCAGCUCCAACCACCUGGACGCCGGAAGACCUUGAAAAAGCCUUAGAGUCCAUCAGGUCCGGUCAGACGUCGGUGCAGAAAGCGUCGACCGAAUUUGGAAUUCCAACUGGGACACUUUAUGGAAGGUGCAAAAGGGAAGGCAUUGAGCUGUCGAGGUCCAAUCCAACGCCUUGGUCCGAAGAUGCUAUGGGAGAGGCCUUGGAGGCGGUUAGACUUGGCCACAUGUCGAUCAACCAAGCAGCCAUCCAUUACAACCUGCCAUACUCCUCCCUCUAUGGCAGGUUUAAAAGGGGUAUAAAGUACGAAUCAGAAAACCUGGAAGGAAAUACAGACAGCAAUUCACAUCUAGAAGUCGCUUUUGGCAUGGACUAUGCCAAUCCUCAUACACAUCAACAGAUCCAAUAUCAGAACCAAACCAGCUGAGAUGAAAUUUUUGAUUUGGAUUAUCUUUGAAUCCUAAACGAUCCUUCCAGUUUAAUUUGAAUCAAUCGAGUGUGAUGAAAAUCAACCGCUUAAUUUUCUUUUUGGAAAAAAAAAAUUUGUUGCAGCACAAAGAGAAAUCUUCCUGUUGAUCCGAUAAUAUUUUGUAGUAGGAAUUCUAAUCUAAAGGUUCAAAAUUUAAUUGGAAGAAUUGAAAAGCUGCAACAAUCCAAAAAGAAAAGUUUUUGCUUUUCAAAUGACGUAUAUUUCACGAAUUUUCUGGUCUAAAAAUGUACUGAAUUAUGGUAAGAUGGUUUUGUCCGAAUGCUGUGUUUUAUCUGAAAUUCUAAAAAGUUCUGGAUAUUAUUUGAAUGUUUAGCAAAUUGAGUUACCUUGUUGAUGAGGAAAAUGUGCAAUAUGAAGCCAAUUCUUAAUCAAUAGCAUCAAUGUAAAUAACUCAUGUAUAUUAUUGUAAUGUAGUUAAUAUCUUCAAUUUCUUUUGUUGUUUUCAUUAUUGUUGUUGAAGUUUGUUAUGUUUGUUUUGUCCGACUUAGGGUAACCAUAUAAUUUUUAUACAAUUAAUGAUAAUUACCUACUUACAUUAAGUAUACUUACAUUUUAUAAGAUACUGAAUAAAUGUUUAAUUUUUUAUUUC
Messenger RNA from Harmonia axyridis, 2628 nucleotides. RefSeq names its product protein tramtrack, alpha isoform-like. Gene Ontology annotation, molecular function: protein binding; DNA binding. The transcript is spliced from 8 exons. Gene Ontology annotation, cellular component: nucleus. Lineage: Eukaryota; Metazoa; Arthropoda; Insecta; Coleoptera; Coccinellidae. Gene Ontology annotation, biological process: regulation of transcription by RNA polymerase II. The record is from RefSeq and is a predicted model, not a curated record. The coding region runs from base 138 to 1976 and encodes 612 amino acids.